AUCCCCAGUACCCAAAACAAAAAAUGCAUUUUAAUGGUAUGUCAUAAGUCUAAGAAUUGGUGUGCUGUGUGACUGAAAGGAAAAUAAAUCUGUAAAUAGAGAAUAUUUAAAUGAUAGUUGAAAUUCUAGUGAUGAGAAGACUAAAGGGUAGUUUGUAAAAACAUCCAAGGGAUAUAUUGAAAAGAAAGUCAGUCAUGUGAAAUCGAGUAAAUCAUGUCCACCUAAGAUAAUAUUAAGUCAGCAAAACUCUUCAACUCUGUUACAAAUACACCUGCCUUGUAGUUCUAAAGUUUGGUUUACUAAAUUCACAAAUUCAGGUGCCUGUUUCUGUCCCGGGGUUAUCAAUCAAAAUGGUACAUGCUGAAGCCUUUUCUAGACCCUUAAGUCGGAACGAAGUUGUUGGUCUAAUUUUCCGUUUGACAAUAUUUGGUGCAGUAACAUACUUUACUAUCAAAUGGAUGGUAGAUGCAAUUGAUCCAACUAGAAAGCAGAAAAUAGAAGCUCAGAAACAGAGAUUGAACUAGGGUCCUUGUGCUUGCAAGGCAGGCCACCGAACUGCUGAGCUAAAUCCCUGGCCACCACUCACUCUUUACAUCCUCCUUGACUUCUUAAAAUGAAGUUGCAUCAAAGGAUAAUGAAAUAAUUGAAAAGGCAGAAAAACUAAUGAAGCAAAUUGGUGUGAAAAACGUGAAGCUUUCAGAGUACGAAAUGAGUAUUGCUGCUCACCUAGUAGACCCUCUUAAUAUGCAUGUUACUUGGAGUGAUAUAGCAGGUUUAGAUGAUGUUAUUACAGACCUGAAAGAUACAGUCAUCUUACCUAUCAAAAAGAAGCAUUUGUUUGAGAAUUCUAGGCUUCUGCAGCCUCCCAAAGGUGUUCUUCUAUAUGGGCCUCCAGGCUGUGGUAAAACAUUGAUUGCUAAGGCUACAGCCAAAGAAGCUGGCUGUCGAUUUAUUAACCUUCAGCCUUCACCACUGACUGAUAAGUGGUAUGGAGAAUCUCAGAAAUUGGCUGCUGCUGUUUUCUCCCUUGCCAUAAAGUUACAGCCUUCCAUCAUCUUUAUAGAUGAAAUAGACUCCUUUCUACGAAACCGUUCAAGCUCUGACCAUGAAGCUACAGCCAUGAUGAAAGCGCAAUUUAUGAGUCUCUGGGAUGGAUUGGAUACUGAUCACAGUUGCCAGGUCAUAGUGAUGGGAGCUACUAAUCGUCCUCAGGACCUUGACUCUGCUAUAAUGAGAAGAAUGCCUACAAGAUUCCAUAUCAACCAGCCUGCACUAAAACAAAGAGAAGCAAUCUUGAAACUCAUCUUGAAAAAUGAAAAUGUGGACAGGCAUGUAGACCUGCUUGAAGUCGCUCAAGAAACUGAUGGGUUUUCAGGAAGUGAUCUAAAAGAGAUGUGUCGAGAUGCUGCCCUCCUCUGUGUCAGGGAAUAUGUUAAUUCUACAUCUGAAGAAAGUCAUGAUGAAGAUGAAAUCCGGCCUGUGCAACAGCAAGACCUGCAUCGGGCAAUUGAAAAGAUGAAGAAAUCAAAGGAUGCAGCAUUUCAGAAUGUUUUAACACAUGUUUGUUUAGAUUAAAAGUAAAGAUCAUUUGUACAGUUCAGUGAUCUAGUUUGGUGUCCCCUCUUAUCAGCGGAAGUAGAGUGGAAAGAGUACCCUUAAAAGAGUGAAAGAGUCCCAUGUUUAUGGUUUUAUACUCUGAAUUCUAAAUUAUUGAGGUAUAGUUAUAUAAGUGGUAUUACUACUUGUCAGAAUCAUGAAGAGGAACAAUUUAAUCCAGCCCAAGUGUGGGUGCUUGUGUUUGACCUCUUUAGCCAUAUGUCGUCACAGCCUUAUAGAAUCUAAGCUGGUCUUAAAGGAAUGAAUGACUCAUUGAAUCAUUAGUGAGAAGUGGGGAUGUGGUUAGGUGCUGGUUCUAGACGUUUGUCUGUGUAUGUAUGUGUGUACAUUAAGUGUAUAUACUCACACAUUUUUUUAUUGACAUUCUGUAGAUAUGUUUGAAUACAGAAAUUUUUUUUACCCCAACCACUGAAUCCAAAAGUACCAAAUAGUAUAUAGGAAAACUACAAUUUGAGGUUGUAUCUUAACAGGUACAGUGAUUCAACCAUUUCUAGUUGUCAUUUGUUUUAGCCUUUUCUAAGUUGAGUGUUUUUCGGUCUGCAAUUGAUUAGUUGAAUCAAGCACAUCGGAAUAUAUGGUUUAAUUAUAAUGGUUAUAAGGAUAAUCAAAUAAAAAUAUUGCUUAAGGCAGAUGUAUGAUCAGCACUGAUUUCACCUCUUUCUGCAAGCCAUUAAGAAGACUUUUUAAACAAUGUUAUAUUGAUUUACAAGAAGGUGGAUUGAAAGCCUUUUAAAAGAAUGGGUUUGAAAAACUUCAGCACCUUUUAAGAU
Fukomys damarensis (Damara mole-rat) is the source of this 2387-nucleotide messenger RNA. Its product is annotated as ATPase family AAA domain-containing protein 1-like. Gene Ontology annotation, cellular component: mitochondrial outer membrane. Lineage: Eukaryota; Metazoa; Chordata; Mammalia; Rodentia; Bathyergidae. Gene Ontology annotation, molecular function: ATP binding; ATP hydrolysis activity. The record is from RefSeq and is a predicted model, not a curated record. The coding region runs from base 664 to 1575 and encodes 303 amino acids. The transcript has a single exon.